Messenger RNA from Ceratina calcarata, 2039 nucleotides. RefSeq names its product phosphatidylinositol glycan anchor biosynthesis class T (gene PIG-T). Gene Ontology annotation, cellular component: GPI-anchor transamidase complex. Gene Ontology annotation, biological process: attachment of GPI anchor to protein. Lineage: Eukaryota; Metazoa; Arthropoda; Insecta; Hymenoptera; Apidae. The record is from RefSeq and is a predicted model, not a curated record. Bases 240 to 1946 code for a protein of 568 amino acids. The transcript has 8 exons.
UCAACGUCGUUCCUCUUUCUGUACUAGUGGAUUCGGUGAAUUUUAGCUAGUAUCACCGCGCGGAGAUUGUCGUAUUUAUGUACAUACAUUUCUUGAUGUUAAAUCACUUAAACAUUUAUGCAAAUGGGUGAUAAUCCUUUUCUGUUUAACGAAAUCUGUACUUUUAACGUUAAAACGACUGAGUAUUGAGAUACAAAUGCUUGUAACCUCAAUACCGGUAUAAAAAUCUAUCAGUCGCUAUGACAUCAAUUAUAAAAACGUUGUUACUUUGUAUUCUCAUCGAUAUCAAAUUCGUUCUCUCGCAAAAUGACUUUUUCGACGAGGAAUUAAUGUUAAAACCAUUACCAAGCAAUCACGUUUAUGCAUACUUUCAAUUCACUACUGUAUGGGAGGCGACGAAAGAUAAGAAUACUUUCGAACAUUCUCACUUGUUUCCAAGAGGUCUCGGUGAGAUCAUAAGUCGUCAUAAUGUAGAUGAAUUACAUCUUACGUUGACAAAAGGAUUGUGGAAUUACCAAAAUUGGGGAUACCCUUAUCACGAUGCUGGUCCUGGUGCUGAGAUAUCAGCUUGGUUUCAUAGAGACGUCGUUAACGUCGACGACGAAUGGAAAGGAUUGACAAAUGCGUUAGCAGGUUUAUUCUGUGCAUCGCUGAAUUUUGUUAAUCCGUCGAAUAGUUUAUCUCCAGAAUUCACAUUCCGUCCUACUGGUGUAGUAGAGCACAAUGUCAAUUCUAGUCAUUUGCGGUAUUCAUCGUUACCAAGAGAAAUAGUCUGUACUGAGAAUUUAACUCCGUUUAAAAAACUGUUGCCAUGUAACUCCAAGAAAGGCUUGGCAACUUUGUUAAAUUCUGCUUAUAUUCAUGAUACGAAUUAUCACUCGAUUGGAGUGCAUUUUCGAGUUAUAUGCUCGAACGCGUUGUGUACUAAAACAUCGAUGGAAUUGCGACAGUCCGUUUCGCUGAUAUACGACACCGUAACAGAUACAUCGCAGGAUUGGUCGAUUCGCAAGUUUUUCGGAUUGGGUAUCAAAGCAGCGUGUCCUCUAGCUACACUAAGCAACGUGUACAUCGAUAUAUCUAAUAACAAUACCAAUCGGAUCUACGAAUUGGUACCUCCGCCUAGUGCUAAGAUCGUUAGUCUUCGAGGUGGACAAUUGAACGAGCUAGCAAUUUACGAUAUCAGAUCUCAUUCCGCCAAGGGAAUAUUCAAUAUCGGUGUCGUGCACCGGGGUGCUCAGAAAGCUAGCUUGAAUUAUCCUUCCAUUUUAUUUGCAAAUAGAUAUGUGAUCGGGUAUGGACAAGAGAGAGGGAGUUUAGUUACAAAAAUUUACAAUAACUACUGGCAAACUCUCGAUAUCGUUCUGUUAGAAAAUAUUCCGUGGUAUUUGCCAGUGUACUUACAUACUGUUAGAAUAACUUGCGGAACGAAGACCAUAGUGCCGUUGGCGCAACGUUAUCUGCCAGGCAGAGAGAGGAAAAGUCCUUAUUAUCUAGAAUUCAUUUUGCGUUUACCGCCGCAAUCGGUAGUUAAAUUUUCAAUAGAUAUGGACUAUUCGUUUCUCAAGUGGCAGGAAUAUCCGCCUGAUGCUAAUCAUGGAUUUUAUAUGGGUCCUGCUGUGAUCACUGCGUUACUUCCGACUGCAAGGAAUUAUACCGCGUUACCACUCGAUGGGAGUACCAUAACGUCAAGCUUCAACGCUUCGAGAGAGGGAUACCUGGCGCAACUGAGAACUGAAUCUUUGCUAAUCGUUUUACCUACGCCAGAUUUCAGUAUGCCGUUUAACGUGAUCUGUUUAGCUUGUACAGCCGUCGCUUUAGCAUUUGGUCCUCUACAUAAUAUCACGACCAAGAGAUUAGGUUUAAAACGCGUCGAGAUGGAUUGGAAAGAGAAACUAGUUGCAUUCCUACUAAAAAAAGUGUCUAGGUCGAAGGAGAAGAAAGAGUAGAACAAUCUUUCUAUUUGUUUGUAUUUUUUCAUCCGAAUAAAAAUCGUUCUUAGAAUCUUGAAAUGAGAGAAACAAGAUCGAUUACGAAACAUA